This is a messenger RNA of Girardinichthys multiradiatus, 4092 nucleotides long. RefSeq names its product solute carrier family 2, facilitated glucose transporter member 1-like. NCBI's taxonomy places the organism in Eukaryota, Metazoa, Chordata, Actinopteri, Cyprinodontiformes, Goodeidae. The transcript has 10 exons. Gene Ontology annotation, molecular function: hexose transmembrane transporter activity. Gene Ontology annotation, cellular component: apical plasma membrane; basolateral plasma membrane. The coding region runs from base 272 to 1747 and encodes 491 amino acids. Gene Ontology annotation, biological process: monosaccharide transmembrane transport; response to insulin. The record is from RefSeq and is a predicted model, not a curated record.
UAAAGACUGAAGGAGAUCUCACUAGAAGCGAAGGAGGUUUGAAGAACCAGACCUGACCCAGAGUCAAAGAGAGAAACACGCCGAGACAGGGAGAGACUGCUUGAAAACUAGAAAACUCCCAAGGCUCAAAGGCUUUUCAGAGGAACAGAAACUUAUUAAAUAUGAACCAUUUCUGAACGGAACCACCAGGAGAUCCAUAGGAACGCUGUCCAUCAACUGUAACGACAAACCAGCAGACAAAGAGAAAUCCUUCCGUCCCUUCGCUGCUGCCAUGGACUCAGGAAAGCAAAUAACGUUACCGUUGCUGAUGAGCGUUGGUACUGCAGUGAUUGGAUCCUUGCAGUUUGGAUACAACACAGGUGUCAUCAAUGCCCCGCAGAAGAUCAUUGAGAAAUUCAUCAAUGAGACAUACUUUGAACGUUACCAGGAUCCCAUCUCCAAAACCUCCCUUACAGCUAUCUGGUCCAUUUCUGUUUCCAUCUUCUCUGUCGGAGGCAUCUUUGGUUCCUUCUCUGUCGGAUUCUUUGUCAACCGUUUGGGAAGGAGGAACUCAAUGCUCAUAGCCAACAUUUUAGCCUUCAUCGCAGCUGCUCUGAUGGGUUUUUCAAAGAUGGCCAGCUCCUGGGAAAUGCUCAUCAUCGGUCGUUUUAUAGUUGGUCUCUACUCCGGCCUCUCCACUGGUUUUGUACCCAUGUACAUAGGUGAAGUCUCCCCGACAGCCAUGCGAGGCGCCUUAGGCACACUACACCAGCUGGGCAUCGUCGUCGGCAUCCUCAUCGCACAGGUAUUCGGACUGGAAAUGAUCAUGGGCAACGACAUGUUUUGGCCACUCUUGCUGGGCUUCCUUUUUAUCCCGGCUGUGAUACAAUGUGUCCUGCUGCCGCUGUGCCCCGAAAGCCCCCGUUUUCUGCUUAUCAACAAGAACGAGGAGAAUAAAGCCAAAACAGUUCUGAAGAAGCUCCGAGGCAUGACAGAUGUGAGCGCCGAUAUGCAGGAGAUGAAGGAGGAGAGCCGACAGAUGAUGAGAGAGAAAAAGGUGACAAUCUUGGAACUUUUCCGCUCUCCACUCUAUCGCCAGCCCCUGAUUAUCGCCAUCACCCUGCAGCUCUCCCAGCAGCUCUCUGGAAUCAAUGCUGUGUUCUAUUACUCCACACGUAUCUUUGAAAAAGCCGGAGUGAAGCAGCCAGUUUAUGCCACCAUUGGAACCGGUGUUGUUAACACUGCGUUUACGGUUGUUUCUCUGUUUGUUGUGGAGCGUGCAGGACGCAGAACUUUGCACCUCCUAGGACUGAUGGGUAUGGCUGGAUCUGCCAUCAUGAUGACCAUUGCCUUGGCUCUGCUGGAGCAACUCAAAUGGAUGUCCUAUUUGAGCAUCGUGGCCAUAUUCGCCUUCGUUGCGUUCUUUGAGAUGGGACCGGGUCCAAUCCCCUGGUUCAUCACAGCAGAGUUGUUCUCACAGGGACCCAGGCCAUCGGCCAUCGCUGUAGCUGGUUUCUCCAACUGGACGGCCAACUUUAUCAUUGCCUUGGGGUUCCAGUAUGUAGAGGAACUUUGCGGUCCGUACGUGUUCAUCAUCUUUACUGUUCUGCUGCUCGUGUUCUUCAUCUUCACAUACUUCAAAGUGCCGGAGACCAGGGGCCGGACGUUUGACGACAUCGCUACUGGCUUCCGCCAGACAGCCAGUGCAGGAGCAGAGAAGCACUCGCCGGAGGAGCUGAACAGCCUGGGAGCAGACUCUCAGCUCUGAGCAAAUAAACCUAUCUGACAAACUUUUCGCAGACUGAGUGUGAACCUGGAGGGUCUGCUUGUUAGAAGUAGACAGAUCUGCCGGUAGAACUAGUUUUACUACUCUUUCACAUCAUUUUGGACGUUGUCUCCAAUGCAGCAUCUCCUACUGCUUUGCUCUUACAGCGCAAAACAAAUAAAUAAAAGAAAACUCGAUAGCCGAGGUGUCAGCCGACAGUUGGGAAGAGAGGAACCGAAGAGAGAUCUGGAGGAUUUUCUUAUUUUAGAAAUAUUUUUAAAGAAGGAAAAGGCAUAUCAGCAUCACUCCACCUGCUUUUUCCCCAUUUUUCCAUAAGUAUUUUAGUGAUAUGUGCUUUACUGCUCUGGUGUUUUUGUGUUGUUACAGUACAUUGAGUUUAUCAUUAUCUGGUUAGAGAGCGAUAUAGCUUUAAAAUAAGUUAUGUGUGCAAAGAUUCCUGUUUUCAUUGACUACUGUAUCUCUUUAGACUCCAGGCUCUGUUGUUGCGCUACUGUGUCUUCCCACCAGAUGAAGCUAUUUCUUUAGAAAAGGUGCCUGACGUUCCACUUUGAAGAAAUUGAAUGAAGUUACUGAGUAUACAAAUUGUGCUGGCAAGCAGUUGGAUGUCUUUCUUGAAUUAACUCAUUGUUUAGCUAUUAUGUCAAUUUUGACUCUACUUAAAAAGACAUUUCAUAACUAAAAUGUCAUUUUAUUUACAAAUAUGAAUAUAUUUGGUAACAGUUACUUUAGUUGUUUUUACAACUAAUGAAAUUUUGUAUUAAGACAAGAAGAAAUCUGCCCAAACCCUGGAACAAAAUGCAACCAAUUGAUCAUCUUUACAUUAUCAUGACCCAUUAAAUCAGUCACAAUCAAGUGUCCAUCUGGGUCAGUCGUACCAAAUCAGCCAUCACUGUUAAUGUUUCAGGUCAGGCUGGCCUGAUCCAAACUCAGAAGCUUUAGAUUAAGUACUCAAAUGUUCAAGUGGAGCCUUUAGAGUUGGGGGCAUUAGCUAAAAACCUGAGCUUUUCACUCAGUCUGAAGCUCAUUACCAUUCCUCAGACAGAAAUAAUGUGGACCAAACUGACCGAGAGGAUUUUCGUUACCCUGAAUGUGCUUGUGGAUGCUUGUUACCGUUUUGACACCAGUAUUGAAUUUUGCAGAAUGUUUCGGCUUUCUCUUUUGUAGUCAUGUCCUUUACUCUGCACAGAUGGGGGUAAAAAAAAAUUAAACACACGCAAUUUGCCUUGCUGCACAAGCUGCUGUCUAUCACUGCUGUAUCCCUUGUGAGAAACCUUGUCUUCUCCCUUAAUACAUUUGUUUGAGGUAUGAUCAGGGGUGGAGAAUCCAGGUCCAGAAAGUAAAAAGCCUGUACAGAGAUUAGUCCCAACCAUUUCAAUUUCUAUAUCCACAACAUAGACAGGGACUAAGUGUGGUUAAGUGAACAGGAUGAAGGAAACUAGGCAGGCUUUUUACUUUCUGGACCUGGAUUCUCCACCCCUGGGUAAGAUAUCAUUUUAGCAGCACUUUAUUAUUCACAGUGAGACAGACCCUGAGGUUGAGUCUGUUACAUUUUAAUGCACAGUGUGUAUACUUUGUCACUACAGAGAGACUGAAGAACUGUUGACAGAUUUCUUUAAGUGUUUUUAAAAAGGAACCUUUUAAAGUUGUGCUUGUGUUCAUAUCUACCAUACUUUUCCUGCACAAAUUUCAUCAAAUCAUAUUACAGCAAUGAAGACAUUUAACACCAGUAGCAAAAAAAAGCUUUUAAUCAUUCCAGGACCAGCUGUCUGUUGUAUGUAUAUAGCAGUUCUUUUAGUCACACUUUAACAUAUCAACUAUUUGCCUUUGUGUGCCAUUCACUUAAUAUCACCAGCAACAUUUUAUAGUGGCAGCACCAAAUGAUGCCUAUUGCUAAUAUUAAAAAUAUCAAAACUGUAUUAUUGUAUAUAGAUCCAUAAGUUAGUUUGGGCUUUGAAAGGUGGUAUAUAUAGGCUGUGAUAUCUGACUAGGCAGGUUAAAAACACAGGAUGAAGGCAACUCAGACCUACACCCAUCAGAUAAAUCAAAUCUUUCACUUUGUUUUUUUGUUGUACACUUAAAUUAUUAAUAAUAUAGAGCAGCACAUUUUGCCUUACUUUUCUGUCUGACUGCAAUGUUUCCACCUUUCAAUAAUAUAAUACUUUAGGAUUUGUACGUAAAACCUUUGUAGUGUUUAUUUAGAGUAUUGUGUAAAAAGCCUUUGUAGGGUGUUGGAAAGUGCAACUAUUGGGUAAAUAUAAACUGUGACGGAUGAUGCUGUAAAUUGUUCAGAAUUGUGUUUAUCAGAUGAAUAAACAAAAUCACACAAA